AAUAAAUAAAACACAGUUCCUAUAUUACGGCUGUAUAGUCCCUUCUUCGCACUUGUUCCAAAUAAUUUUAAAAAUAAAAACAAAAAUUGAAAACUAUCAUCUUUUCUCUUCUAUAAAACCCACAACUUCUUACUUUCUUGUGCAUCCAUAACUCAUCCUUUCUCUAUCUACAAAUAACUCCAAAAAUAUCAAUCUCUCUCUCUUCACAAAACCACAUAAAAAGGGUAGAAAGUCUCAAUCUCUUAGCUCAAGAAUCUCCUUUUUGUGGGUCUCUUCUGUUCAUCAAUGGAUGAGAAAGGAAGAAGCUUCAAGAACAACAACAUGGAAGACGAAAUAGACCUGAAGAGAGGUCCAUGGACAGCUGAAGAAGACUUUAAGCUCACCAAUUACAUUGCUACUCAUGGAGAAGGUCGAUGGAACUCUCUUUCUCGUUGUGCAGGACUCCAACGAACUGGUAAAAGCUGUAGACUACGGUGGUUAAACUAUCUCCGCCCUGACGUCUGCCGUGGAAACAUUACCCUCGAAGAACAACUCUUGAUCCUCGAACUUCAUUCCCGUUGGGGCAAUCGAUGGUCAAAAAUCGCCCAGUAUCUACCGGGAAGAACAGACAAUGAGAUCAAGAACUAUUGGAGAACGCGAGUGCAAAAACAUGCAAAACAGCUUAAAUGCGAUGUCAACAGCCAACAAUUCAAAGACACGAUGAAGUAUAUGUGGAUGCCUCGGCUUGUCGAGAGGAUCCAAUCUGCCGCCGCAUCAUUAACCUCGACCACAGGAUCAGCCACUACGUCAUCAUGCAUCACAACUUCCAACAAUGAAUUCAUGACGUAUGAUUACAACAAUAACAACUUCAUCGGAGAACGACUUGGUGUAAUGAACAACAACGAUUAUAUCACGCCGGAAAACUCCAGCGUGGCAGUAUCUCCGGUGUCAGACUUGACGGAUUACUACAACGCUCCAAAACCGAACCCGGAUCAGAAUUUGAGAGUUUAUGGAACAUUGGAGAAAGUGAUGAAGACUUCUGGUUUUGUCAGCAGCAACAACAGUUCAACAAUAAUAACGACUUCUGAAUACAAAUUAAAACACACUAGAGUCUUUUAAGUAUGUAAAAGGUAUUUGUUCAAGGGAGUAAUUAAGGAUAAGGACUGUGUUUACGAUAAUUAAUUAUGAUAUAUGAUCAGCUUUUUUAUUCCAAGCUUGAUCAUAUACCAUGGGCGUUUAACAAAUCGCUUAAUUUGAUUAGUUUUUUUUUGGGGUGGGGAUUGUAAUGAUAUUUUCUGGAUAACUCAUAAGUAUGGAUGAAGAUUAUUUUAUGAUU
Molecule: messenger RNA, 1315 nt
Organism: Brassica napus (rape)
Lineage: Eukaryota; Viridiplantae; Streptophyta; Magnoliopsida; Brassicales; Brassicaceae
Product: transcription factor MYB108-like
Exons: 4
Coding region: 286-1098 (270 amino acids)
Biological process (GO): regulation of DNA-templated transcription
Cellular component (GO): nucleus
Molecular function (GO): DNA-binding transcription factor activity; sequence-specific DNA binding
Source: RefSeq, a predicted model, not a curated record